Aricia agestis (brown argus) is the source of this 1966-nucleotide messenger RNA. Its product is annotated as protein phosphatase methylesterase 1. NCBI's taxonomy places the organism in Eukaryota, Metazoa, Arthropoda, Insecta, Lepidoptera, Lycaenidae. The transcript has 10 exons. The record is from RefSeq and is a predicted model, not a curated record. The coding region runs from base 122 to 1312 and encodes 396 amino acids. Gene Ontology annotation, biological process: protein demethylation. Gene Ontology annotation, molecular function: protein methylesterase activity.
UCCAUUUUCUCGCUUUAAAUUUUAAAAUAUAAAUUAUUUAUACAAUAUCAUAAGAUAACGGCUAUAAGUAAAUCUGUUAAAUCAAAUCAAGCUGCAAUGAAACUGUAAUCUUGAUUGAAGAAUGUCUGCGUUACAAAAAAGUGUGUUAAAAAGCAAGUUACCUCCAAGAAUGCCCAAAACAUCUGCGGGCUCCAAGCUGGCUCCAUUCGGGGCGUCGCGGCGCAAAGAUUACACUCCGGUUUCCUGGAAUAAGUAUUACGAGAAGUUUGCGGACGUUGAGACGGAGGACGGGACGUUUAGAGUGUACACAUCGCCGGAGCCGGACCGGCCGGACAGACCGCGCAUCGUCACGCUCCACGGCGGUGGAUACUCCGCUUUGAGCUGGGCAUUGUUUACAGAGGAAAUCACAAAUUUGAUCCAUUGUCAGGUUGUGUCAAUGGAUAUCAGAGGUCAUGGGGAAACCAAGGCUAAAGACCCAGAUGACUUAAACAUUGACACAUUAGUAAAAGAUGUAGAACAAGUCCUGAAGAAGUUGUUUGGGGGUGAGAUGCCACCCAUAAUCUUGCUUGGUCACUCAAUGGGCGGAGCUAUAGCGGUGCGGACGGCACACUCCCCCCUGUUGGAGCCUUACAUACAGGGCCUUGCUGUUAUUGAUGUGGUGGAAGGCACGGCAAUGGAAGCACUAGCGAGCAUGCAGAGUUUUCUCCGUAGCAGGCCAACACAUUUCAAAAGUAUUGGACAUGCUAUAGAGUGGUGUAUAAGAAGUGGACAAGUGAGGAAUCUGGAAUCGGCCAAGGUGUCCAUGCCAAGUCAGAUCAUUAAUUGCAAGACCGACCAGCUAGCCACCAACGAGGUGGAGGACUAUGUGAGCGAUGAUUCGUCCGGGCCGGGCGUGGAGCACAGACCGGACGCUAUUCUGGAGGAGAGCGAUGGCUCGGAGGGAGAUGUGCCCUUUGCUAAACCCAGCCCCGUGGAUAGCAGUAAUAUGAGGUACCGCUGGCGCGUGGACCUGUCCCGCACGGAGUCCCACUGGGCGGGCUGGUUCCGCGGUCUGUCGGCGGCGUUCCUCGCCGCGCGCGCGCCGCGACUGCUGUUGCUGGCCAGCGUCGAUGGACUGGACAGAGAGCUCACUGUUGGGCAGAUGCAAGGCAAAUUUCAAAUGCGGGUACUGACGCGAUGCGGCCAUGCGGUGCAGGAGGACGCUCCGGGAGAGGUGGCGAGGGUUUUAGCUGCGUUCGCGAUUCGCCACCAACUGACGGAGCCAACUGAGGAAGGGAUGGGGCUUUCGCUGUCGUGCGCUCCUGGCUGCUAAAUUUUAUUUAAAAAAAAAACGGAUCUAUGGUCCUGUCAAAGUAUUUUUUAUCUUUGAGAAUGAAUGUGUCGACAGCAUAUGACAUAAUAUAAGUCUUUAGAAACCCAAGCGUAAGUUCCGAAUUGACAUGUAUCCGACUCUAUAUUGGACUAUCAGAGAAGUUGAUUCAUAGGUAGUAGACGUCACGAAAACUGAACAGUAUACUGGGUUAUAUUUUAGAACAUACCCAAAGCCUUGUCAAACUCUGAACACGCCGUGUACAUGAAGAGGCUAGAGCCCGUUCAGACUUAUUAUACCUCUGAAUUUCCUAAGAAAUUACUUUUAUGGCGUUUGCAUAAGGCCAUGUAAAUAAUAUAUCUAUGACAGUUACUAUAACAAUAAUUGCUAGUGGAUGACAUUGUCAUAGUUAGUUUUUAUUUUGGCCACACAAUGCAAAGCAAAACAGUACUGAUAUUGAGAGAGAGUGAAACAACUAUCGCUCAUUUUACAAUGGUGGCAUUACAAGCCUAAAACCCGCAGUUGUCAAUGAUCUAUAUUUGUAUAGAAUAUAAAUAUUCAAAGAGGCAUUUUAACUGUAAAUUGAGACUAUUGUUGUAAUAAUAAUUAUUGGUAGCCUUAUUUUAAAAUUCGAACAGUAAUAAAUUAUUUUAAUCG